AUGUCCAGGAUAAACAGCAAUUUACUUGAAAUAGACGUCGAUAAACUGUUUGAGGAUCAUGGCGUGGACGAAAUUGUGGAAAUACAAAAACUUCUGGAUGCUGAAAUCGAGAGAAAACGUAAUGAAUUGCGGUCAAUGGUCGGAGAUAGGUAUAAAGAUAUUUUGGCGGCCUCAGAUGCUAUUAAGUCUAUGAAAACGAUAUCGCAAGAAAUAGUGGAUAAUAUCGAAAAAAUUACAAAUACGUGUGAGACUUUAGUUGAUACUUCAGAUAAAGUUGAAAAUAUUACCAACUAUGAAAUUAAUAAGGAAAAAAUUGAAGAAAGAACCCUGGUUAUCCAAAUACGACUUGCCAUAUUCAUGAACGAACAAAUAUGGAUUUCCCUGGAUGAGGAAAACAAUUUUGAGGCAGCUCAACUAUAUUUACUAGCACAACACAUUCACACAGGUUUAAGCCUCACAAAACAAGAACGUUUAAAUAAAAUACCCUUGCUACAACAAAUAAAGGAAAAUUUAUUAAUAUUAAGAAAAAAAAUAUUCCAGAGAAUUACAGAAAAAUUAGAAUUGGUGGAAAUUACAGCAGAAGAAACAAGUUAUAACCUAAAUGCUUUGUUGUUACUAGAAAAUCAAAGUACAGAGGAAUUAUUGAGUAUUUUUAUUCAACAUCGUAAAACUGCCUUAAAUACAGUUAUUAACACAUCACAUUCAAGUGUUAGGGUUCAAAUAAGUGCUAUGGUUAGAUGUCUUAUUACUACAGUGCAUUUAUUGCAUGAUUGUUUUAUUUAUUCAGGUUUAAUUUGGCAACAACUGAAAGAAAUCGUUUCUGAGAAUGCUGUUCCUACUUUAAGUAAACUUAAUUUACCAAACACGCCUUUAGAGUCUUAUAUUCCAAAGAUUAUUAAAGAGUUUAGACCUAAAUAUAAAACAGACAUAAAGGAAACAACUUUAAAUGAAACAAAACAUGUAAUUGACCAGUGGUUAAAAUCUACAGAAAAAACAGUGAUAAAUGGUGUAGAAAAAUCUCUUAACUUAGUGACGAACGUCAAGGGGUUGUACAAAAUUAGAGAAGAGGCCUUAAAAAUAGAUACGCCAGAAUUUUGGGAUAAGAUUUGCCUGGCUUCGAAUUUGCCGGCCAAUUUUAACGUGUGGUAUUUCUUUUUUCAAAAUUUGUUGACUUAUAGGGCUAAAGUCUUGAUUUCCAAGCAUAUUGUUGUCAGUAUUAAUAAUUUACAGAGUGAUAUAACAGAAACAUUGGAAAGAUGCGUGAAAUCGUCGUAUUUAGAGUUAGAUUUAAGGUGGUAUGCAUGGAGCAAUGAUAUACAGGAUGUUUCAAAAAAUGAGAAUAAACAUAUUGGUUUGUCAAUGAAAACCAAAGGUUUUUCAACAAAUAUAAUAAAUUUGUGUGAAAAGCUGGAUUUAAAAUAUUUUGAAUUGCUUCAAGAUGUUUUUCAGUAUUUUUUUGGAGUUGAAUUCAACACAAAUUGUAAUAUUUCUGUUCCUAAUGUGAAGGAUUUUAAAUUCAAGAAGAAAUUCAUUGAUAGAGAUGAACUAAUUAAUCAUUUAAGAAUGGAGUGUUUAAAAAAUUCAGAACAGAUAACAAAUUUUAUUGACAAUUUAACAAAAUCUACACAAGAUUCCAACAACAAAGUAGCAAAAUCCCUAGUUUGUGCGAGAUUUUUGCAAGCAAUUUCUCAACUAUGUCCAAAUUUUAACACUUGUUGCAAUUUUAAUAAUAUCACUGAGGAUUGGAGCAAAAUUUGCAACAUUUUCAAUAAAACAAGCUUUAAUUUAUGGUCAAUUUGGGGUGAAUAAUUGUUGCGAAAAAAACGAGAAAAAGUUGGAAGCAGAUUUUAAUGCUGUUGAUCCUAAGAAAUUUAUCAAAUUUUUGGCGAAAUGGGAUAACAUAGAAAUUCAAGAGCAAACUGAAGAUAAAGUGUUUAAAUCCCAUAUUAGAGUUCCACUUAAAGAAAGCUUAAUUUUGCACAACAUAAUUGUCGAAUUAAGCAACGAUUUACAUUGUGUUCUUCCACAUACCAUUCCAAAAAAUGUUCAUCUGCAGUUUAUCGAGAUAAAUUCCGAAAUUAUUUUAAACAGGUACAAAAAAAUAAUGGAGUUUGAUUUGAACCAAAACCAGGCCCUGCAGUUUUUGUUUGACGUCAAGUUUUUGACUACUUUUUGCAUUCCCAGGGAAAAUGUAAAAUUGAUGGGGCUUUCCCAGGAAAUCUGUGAUAAAUACAGGUCAAAAAUUGACCCUUUUGACUUGGACGUUUUUUACUCUUAUCUGCAAAAUAAUGUCAAAAGGGCUGUUUGUCAAUCACAAAUUAUUUUCGGGUGUUUACUUCCUUCCUCUAGUCAACUCAGCAAUUUGGGGAUUCCUGAAAAAUCCAAAGAACUAGAAAAAGAUCCGUCAGUUAUUGCUUUAAGUGUACCAUCCACGAGCGUAUGGUUCCCAUUGUUGCCUAUAACAGCACCUGCGCAGAAGGUGUCUGGGAUUUCUGCGCAGAAAGAAAUCAAGACAAUUGGGUCCAAGUCACUAAAAAUGUCCCCAAAAAGGUCCCAAGACCCCACUGCAGCUGUUCGUGCAGGAGCAGCUUCACUUUUUGGAGGUUUGACAGCUGAUUGGUUUUCAUAA
This is a messenger RNA of Brassicogethes aeneus, 2629 nucleotides long. Lineage: Eukaryota; Metazoa; Arthropoda; Insecta; Coleoptera; Nitidulidae. The record is from the annotation of a GenBank genome assembly.